GGAGCUGUGCUGCUGCUGCUGCACUGUGACUGAGUCCUCAUUAGGGCGCUCUGUGGGGAGCUCCAUCAGCUGCAACAGCUCCAGCAGCAGGUCUGGGUAUCCCCCAUCUGUAGUAGUAGUAGAGACUAGGGUGGCAGCCCAGGGAGAGAAGUGCAUCCUGUGACAUGGAGGAAUUCUUGCAACGCACCAAGACCAAGCUGGAGAGAGGUAAACAAUUGGAAAAAGUCCACACUGUCAUUGGAAACAAGUGCUGUGAUUUGGAUUCGAUUAUUUCCACGCUCACGUAUGCCUAUUAUUUAGACAAGAUCACUUCUCCUAACAUUCUAUGCCUACCAGUUCUAAAUAUAUCAAGAGUGGAGUUCAACUUCUACAGUGAGACAAGAUUUAUAUUGGGGGAACUGGACAUUCCAGAAUCAUUCCUUAUCUUCAGAGAUGAAAUCAAUCUGCAGUCCUUGAAUGAUGAAGGCCGAUUGUCAAUAACACUUGUUAAUUUCAGCACAAUGGCAAGUGAUGACGAAAGUUUGGAAGCAUCCGUUGUCAAAGUUAUUAACCCAGGGACAAGGCUAGAUGGUGUUCAGAUGGUGCAUGACUCAUCCUCCUCCUUGGUUGCCCAAGAGAUCCUGGAAGAGGGGCCGGAGCUUGUUACUCGACAGCUAGCUCAUCUGCUCAGAGGAAGCAUUCUGUUUAGCUGGUUGUCGGCAGAACAUGAGAGGAUCCCUGCACAACAAGAGGAUAUUGUUUAUAUACUGGAAGAGAAGUUUCCGGAGCUCCCACCUCGGCAAGACAUUAUCAGCUGCUUGCAAGAAACCAAGCUGCAUACUCAUGGUACCAGUAUAGACGAGAUCUUACUCAAGGAUAUUAAAGAGCUUUCUGAUGGCGAUAUUAAAGUAGCUAUAUGUACUAUUUACAUGACCUUGGAGGAUUUAAUGAGCUACAGAAACAUUAUUGGAGAUCUCAAACUCUUUCUUAAUAAAUACGGGUUUGACAUCCUUCUGAUGUUGGCCAGCUAUGAUUCUGAGGCACAGACAACAAUUCAUCAAAUAGCUGUCUAUGCAGAGAACCCUGAACUGUGUAACCAAGUGUGUUGUGAACUAGAAGAAUGCCAGAGUCCUUUUCUUGAUUUAGAACCAUCAGAUUAUGGAUGUGAUCAAUUUUUUGUCUAUCAUCAAGAAAAUACUUUAGUAACAUAUGAUCAAAUUGCUGCUAUUAUCAAAGAAGCAAUCAACAGAAGACGUAUUGGCAUGCACCCAAACAGCAGGACUUCCUCCACUGAAGCUGUCGCUGGUAGCGCUCCUCUCUCACAAGGCUCAUCUGGCAUCAUGGAGCUGUAUGGAUCAGACUUAGAUCCUCAGUCAAACCCUGGAAAUUUUGCAGAAAACCCUCAGGAACAAGUACAAGCCCAAGUUGAUGUCAACAUUGACCUUGUUAGUCCAGACAGUGGAUUGGCUACAAUACGGAGUAGCCGAUCCUCAAAGGAAAGCUCAGUUUUUCUCAGUGAUGACAGCCCAGUAGCAGAAAUGGCUGGUCCUCAUCAAAAUUACCUUCCUUGUGUUGAUUCCUACAGCCCCAUCCCAGAAUGCAUUAUAGCUGAGGAAGAAACACCAUCAUCCAGGAAUAACAGUGAUAAUAUGGACCUUUUUAAUCUUGAUCUAGCUCCAAAUCUUCGCUCUGAAUCUUCUUCCCACUCUAAUGACUAUUCUAUGGCUGAUGACUUUUUUUUUCAGAGUGAUUCGUCUGAAGGACAGCACCCUAUUCCCUUAGAAGGACCAGAUGAACAACAUCUGUACAAAGAUAACAUGCCUAAAUGCUCAAAUGUUUCAUUAAGUGAAAAUGUGGAAAAUAUUAGCUUAGUAGAGUUUGAUGAUGACUUUAUGCAAAGUCCAGAAAACCAUGAGGACUUCUGUGAAAAAAACCCUGGUAUAAAUGACAUUGUUGAGUAUAAUUCUCAACUAUCUUCUGAAAUUCUAGGAAAUAUAGAAGUUAAAAUUCCCCCAACACCAAUGAAUAGCCUUGUCGAAAGUUCUCCAUUAGAUAAUGGACCUCCAAGCUUUUUCCCAGAAGACGUGAUAGAGAAAAUAAAUGAAAUUGGAGCUAGUGACUUAUCUCAGCCUCAUGCUAAGUAUGCGUAUUGGUGGAAUGGAGAGGAAUCAAAUUUAACACAUGAUGCUUUAAUGAAUGAUGAUCCUUGGAGUUCCAGUGAGCAAGAACCUGUAUUUCAAAGUCCAGAUUCUUGCAAAAACCAAACGUCAAAAGUAUUUGCAAAAGAGAAUUCUGGAACUGUACAUUCAACAUCCUCACUGCAGCUGACACUUUUUGAUUGCCAUACAGCAGAUAUGAAAGAAACUUCAGCUAUAAAAGCAAACCAUGAAAAUAAGAAAUUUUCAGAUUUGUGGAAAUCAGAUUAUCCUCUCCCUGUCACGUCAGAUCCAUGGAAUGGUUCUGUAGAGAAAUGUGGACACAGUGCGAAAGACAAUCUUAUUCCUUGGCAUGAAGAUUUUGCUAAGACAAAUGAAGAUGUUGAAAUAGAUUCAGAUAAUUCUUCAGAAAAUACUCCUGACAAUGAGAUGGAAAAUGCAGCAAGUGAAGAACCACAUGAAGAGAAAAAACACAAGUUACAAUUGAGUAACAAUCAGGAUAUGGGGUCAAAGCCUAUGCUGAAAGCCUAUAGUACUGGAGAAUUUCUUCCACAAAAUAUGUAUGCAUGGGAUUUUUAUGAAGAAUGUAAAGAUUCAAAAACUGCAGAAGACCAAGUCAGCUGGGAGGACCCAUUACUAUCUUACAGAUGCAUGGAUUUCACUGAUACUAACACCAUCAAAGACUACAUUGUUUCACCACCAGACACAAAUUACUCGACAUCAGACUCAAAUGUAUCUCCUACAUUUUAUGAUGAGAUGAAAGAACCAGAAAAACUUGUGGAGCAGCAAAAAAUGUUUGAUAGAACUGGAGGAAUCUCUCAAGCAUGGAGUAAUGAAAAUCAAUUAGUCAAUGAUAUCCACUGGCAAAAAUUAGAGAACACUAAUUAUCCCUUAAAUGAUUCAAUAAAAUUAUCCAAUAACAUUAGCCAAUUGGAAAAUUUAGAUUCCAAGUUUUUAAAACAGGACACUCGGAAUGAUAUGAGCAGUUUAGAUAUAGGUGAUGAAAUAUACCUUGCGCAAUCCUCUAAUGUAAAAUCAGAAAAACAUGAGAAUAAUAACAAAAUAAACAACAGAACACCUAGUUUUACCAAUGAUAGAAUCCCUAACCAGUGGGAUGAUAAAUAUGCAUUACUAAGUAGCAAAGAGCUAGCCAAGGGGAUUAUGAAAUUAGAUGAAUGCUUUAAAAGAAGUGAUAUUCCUUCAGGUAAAGUACCUCUAGUAAAAAAUGAUCUCAAUUUAGUAGAUAUAUCACAAGAAGGAAAUCCAAAGGAAAAGUACACAAUAAGAUGUUUGCCAUUAAGUGAAGCAAGCGAUGACUUUCUUUGGAAACAUCAAGAAGACUCAGAAACUGAUACAUCUGAAAAAAAUAAUACAAAUUUCCAAAGUAGCAAAUUAUCAACUACAAGACCACCAAGUGUCUCUGGUUUUGAAUUCCUGUCCCCAGGUUUAUCAAAUAUAGUGCAAAAUGUUUUGAGUGACAAUCCCAUUGAAGACACUGAGAAGGAAGUUGACCAUAUUAUAUGUGCAGCUAAGAUAAAUCAAGACUCUCCAGAAACAGAAUUUGAGGAAGAUACAGAAUCCUCUUCAUUAAAUACACCUGGUAAUUUAGAAAGUCCAGAUGCAAGUUUUUUCACAGAGUGGAAUCUGUUAAGUAGAUCACCAAUGUCAAUUAUAACAGAGUGCCAAGAUGACUUAAGUGGUCUUUGCAAAAAUGCCACAAAGUUGCCAGCUGAGAACAAUCACAGUCAAGAUGAAUCCAAGGCCAGUUAUGUUGAAAACAAUUGUUCCUCUAGAAACCCAGUUUCAUCAAACCCAGAGGCUAAUAAUACAUAUAUAACACAUCACACAAAAAACUCUUUUGAAAAUGAUUAUCAGUCAUUUAAUAGGAAAAUUGAAAUAGAAGAGAAUGUGUUAUUUAGAGAUCCACCAUUUGAGAAUCAUUUAGUUUCACCAGGUGUGAGUGGUGCUAUAUUACAAGAAAAUAGCAAAGAAAAUUUGUGGAGUAAUAAAAUACGUGACAAACUUGAUUCAUUGGGAACAGAAUCUGAUUUAAGCUCUAGCUUUUCAAACAUAUACUUAAAAGAUGAUUUGAAACUCAAUACUUAUAGUGAUAAAAACAUUUUGAGUAGCUCUUCUCAUUCCAGUGUAUCAAGUCCUGAGUUCGAUGAUAGCUGGGGAAUGUUACAGGAAAAUAUACACAAUGACAGUCUAUGUACAAAUAAAUUGGAAUAUGUGUUAGAAUCUAAAAAUAAUGAACAAAAUGAUACUAUGUCUCAACAUGAUACAAAAUCGGAAGAAAGUCUUCAGCAGGAUAGAGUAUCAGUCAGUGCCCUACAGAAGGUUCCAAUGAAUUUAGAUAUUUGGAAUACACAGGUAUAUGAAGACUCAGAGUCUUCAUCAACAAGUCCUGAGGAUAAUGAUGGCUUUGGUCAUUCAUCUCCAUUUGAUAAAACAAGAAAGAACUGUUGUGAAGAAGAUCUGAUGGCAAGGGGAAAUUCAGAAUCUCUACUGAUUGAAAGACACCAGUUAAAUGCACUUAUGCCAAAGGUAGAUGAACAUUUAGGGCAUGAACCGAAACAGAUGGAUUUGCUUCAUGAUUUGUAUACAAAUAAUCAACCAGUAAUAGAAUCAAAUGAGAAUCCAGAUAAUGCCAGUUUAGAUUCAUAUCUCAAAAGCCCUCAAAAUUUCACAUUACACCAAGGUUAUCUUCAGUGCACUAGUGUUUACUCAGAGGACAAAUCAGCCAAAUUACCAGAAAGUGACCUUAAAACUGAGAGAAGUUCAAACAUCAUUGAAGUGAACAAAACAAGAUUGUUACAGUUUGGUGGCGAAGCAAAAGAUGAGGCUUCAACAUUUAAAACCUCAGAACAUAUGGCUGAAAUGCUGCAUUGGUGGAACAAAGAGGAGGAACUAAAAAAUGUAUUAGAAGGACAAUCUCACAACAUUAUACUUCAGCCUAGUGAAUUAUUAAAAAACAAUAGGUCAACAGAAAAUAAUGAAAAUGUUAAUAAUGACAGUUCUUCUUCACUUGGUCAUUGUUUAGAAGGAGAUAUUUUCACUUCUGAAAAUUACUUUGAUAAACUUAUUAGUCCUGUUGAUUCAAAUGCAGAAAAACAGCCCAUACGGUCUCAUCCUUUAAUAAUCCCAAACCACAAUAUGUAUUUUAAUGAUGUUUUUACAAGUGAAUCCCAGCCUAUGAGCAAAGUUAUAUCCCCUGUACAAGAACAAGUAGAUAUGGUAAACAACUGUGACAAUAUUUUCCAGACAUCCAGAAGCCCUGAUUUGUCUAAAGAGUAUGAAACAAGUCAAGCAUACGUCCAGGAAUUACAUGCAAACGGAAAAGUUGAGACUGAAAAAAAGGUUGAUGGUGCAGAGUUGAGCUACAGUUUAAAUGAACAUGUAGAAGGCCCAAUUUCAGUUUGGAACCUUGACAGCACAGAUAAUGCAAGAUCAGUUCUUUUGGACCCAAUGAAACAUAGUGUGGAGAAUUCGCUCAAGAAUUCAGUUAAUUGUACUACAGAUGAGAUAAUUGAGGGUAGUUUUCAGAGUGGUUGCUUUGAAAGGGCCUCUGAUACAAUAAAAAACAGUUUUCCAUUAACGGACAAUAAUGUUGUGUCUCAACAAACAAAGUCUAGUAAAGCCUAUUCAAUGAACUUAACAGAUACAUUUCAGGCAAUCUCCAUGACAAAUGGGAGUGAAAAGCAAGCUGCCCCUAACCCUCCUUGCCAUUCACUUCAGAUAGAAGAAAAACGUUCUUCGAUUAUACCUCAAAGACUUGCCAGUGAAAAGAAAUCAGAGGACAUCUCUGAACAAGAUCACAGCUGGAGCAUAAUAUUGAGUCAAGCGGAAGUAACUGAUACCUCACCUGAAGAUAUUUUUAGCAGAUCAGUGGAUUCAGAUAAAGGGCUAGGAGAAAGUCUAUGUCAAGCAUAUGAAAAUCCAGAUGAGUAUCACACAGAGAUCAAGGGUCAUGACUACAUGGACCUUGAAGAAAGUUUUGAAAUGUGUAAAAUGGAAGAAAGUGCCAUAAAGUCUCCUAUAGCACCUUCUGAUCAUAUAAGCUCACAUGAAGAAGACAUGCUGUAUGAACAUCAUCCAGAAGGUGGCAUGGUUGCUAGGCAGAUGGACACUAGAGUUGCCCAAAGGGAAACACUACUAGAUGAUGUUGGCAUGGACAUUCCAUUUGAUGCAGCAGAAAUCAGACCCGAACCUCCAAAUUCGUUGGAUCUGAAUGGCUUCCAUACGAGAAAAAUAAAACUCACGGCACCUAACAUCAACCUCUCUCUUGACCAUAGUGAAGGCUCCAUUUUGUCAGAUGAUAAUCUUGACACACCAGAUGAGCUUGACAUUAACGUUGAUGAUCUUGACACUCCUGAUGAAGCUGAUUCCUUUGAUUAUGCAGGACAUGAUGAUCGACCAGCACUUGGGCAAGUUGUAACAGAGGAUUUUGAGUCCAUCAAAGAGUACACAGCAGAAGAAGAGAGAGCUGAUAACAGAUUAUGGAGAACGGUUGUAAUUGGAGAGCAAGAACAGAGAAUUGACAUGAAAGUCAUUGAGCCAUACCAAAAAGUUAUAUCACAUGGAGGUUACUAUGGAGAAGGUAUAAAUGCCAUCAUUGUAUUUUCUGCAUGUUUCCUGCCUGACAGCAGCCGCUCCGACUACAACUAUGUCAUGGAAAACCUUUUUCUGUAUGUGAUAAGUACUCUGGAGCUUAUGGUUGCUGAAGACUACAUGAUUGUCUAUUUAAAUGGAGCAACACCACGAAGAAAGAUGCCUGGCUUAGGAUGGAUGAAGAAGUGUUACCAGAUGAUUGACAGGCGGUUAAGGAAGAACUUAAAGUCAUUCAUAAUUGUCCAUCCCUCCUGGUUCAUUCGAACAAUAUUGGCGGUGACAAGACCUUUUAUAAGCUCCAAGUUCAGCAGCAAGAUAAAGUAUGUGUCUACAUUAGCAGAGCUCAAAGAAUUGAUCCCAAUGGACCAUGUACAUAUCCCAGAAAGUAUUAUCAAGUAUGAAGAAACAAGAUGUUUUCCAAGAAGUGUGAGACUGGACGAAGAAUUGAAAGAAACCGAGCCAGACAAAGCUGGCUGUCUUCCCACUGAGCCGGAAAUAGCAUCCCUAGAACACGGGACCUCAGCAGAGUCACACCACUCUGGUGCAAGAGUAUGCAGCAUAUCACCAGCCACAUCCAGACCGCAGGAAUCACCUAUAGAUGGUCAACCCCCAGGUCAUUGCCGGUUACAACAGAUGGAAAAACAUACAAGAUCUCUGAAGGCCCAAUGAAGGCCCUGCCUUGCUAACAACACUGGGACUCUCUAACAACACCAAUGCCAGAUCGGGCUUACCAAGUUCUCAGCCCAGGGAUUCCAAAAGCUCCUACGUUUCCACACCAGGAGCUGAGAGAAGCUCCAUGACUUAAAGCAUGGAAUCCCAAGACUAGCACACAAACACUCGUUUACAUUUUAUAUUUUACCGUUAAUGCUUAUGUUUGGU
Molecule: messenger RNA, 7625 nt
Organism: Pelobates fuscus (common spadefoot toad)
Lineage: Eukaryota; Metazoa; Chordata; Amphibia; Anura; Pelobatidae
Gene: PRUNE2
Product: prune homolog 2 with BCH domain
Exons: 20
Coding region: 165-7415 (2416 amino acids)
Biological process (GO): apoptotic process
Cellular component (GO): cytoplasm
Molecular function (GO): pyrophosphatase activity
Source: RefSeq, a predicted model, not a curated record